AUGCUUGUCUGCAACCCUACAUCCUCCAAAUGGAUGCCUGAGAAAACUGUCAGGUAUCCAAAGCUUGGCUCCUUCGAGGUGUGGUUCUGCUAUAGGGGCAGCCGUGAAAAGGUCUUCUCGAAGCUGAAGUCCGGGCGGUGGCCCAAUGCCCAGUGGCUGGCCGAGCGCAUCGUGAAGGUUGCUGAGAAGCUCGGCGUCUGGGAGACGCAGGCGGCGGUAGUCCCAGAGACGCCCGCUCCACCCAAAAAGGCAGCUUCGACACUCUCUCAGUCCACGAGCUGUGGUACCGGAGUGUCAGAGGCAUCCUCCGUGCCGCGGUUUGGGGCGCUGGAGGGGACCCAGGACCUGGGUGCCAAGCCUGCGAUCGACAAGCCUGACCCAUGGCGCCUGACUGAGAUGCAGAAGGAGGAUGAUGAAGCUGACAAGGUAGGCAGCGUCGCUGGUGCCGGCAAAGGUUCAAGCCAGAAAGCUGAGAAGGAUGCGGGCGGACAAAGAGGCCGAGACUCGCUCUGGGAGGAUGACUUUGAGGAGCCUAGUGUUUCCGACGAGGUUGUGGCUGCUCAGUCAGCUGCGGCACGGGAUGCAGAGGAAGUGAAUGCUAACAAAGCCCAGUCUUCUAAAGCAACUGCACCAGAUGAACCUGUUCCGGAAGAUGACUAUGACUCAGACUUCGAAGAAGAGGAGACCAAGCCAGAGCCAGCUGCAAAGUCAAAAGCCGAAAAAGAAAAUGGACACCUGAGGAGAACCGAAACCUACGGCGAGGACUUCGAGGAUUUUGCCGAGGAUAGCCCUCGCAGUCCAACAGCAAACACCCUGCCGAAGGAAGCAAAGGAAGCUGAGAAGGAUGCGGGCGGACAAAGAGGCCGAGACUCGCUGUGGGAGGAUGACUUUGAGGAGCCUAGUGUUUCCGACGAGGUUGUGGCUGCUCAGUCAGCUGCGGCACGGGAUGCAGAGGAAGUGAAUGCAAGAUCAGCAAGCGAGGCUUCUCUAGGUAAGGCGCAGUCCUCUAUAGCAACUGCGCCAGAUGAACCUGUUCCGGAGGAUGAUUAUGGGUCAGACUUCGAGGAACCUGCAGCAGAGCCGGCUUUCAAGUCAGAGCCGGCUUUGAAGCCAGAGCCAGCUUUCAAGUCAGAAGUCGAUGGAGCCAAUGGUAGCAUGACGAUGGCUGCAGCAUACAGUGCAGACUUUGAGGAUUUUGCCGAGGAUAGCCCUCGCAGUCCAACAGCAAACACCCUGCCGAAGGAAGCAAAGGCAGGCAGUGUCGCCAGUGUGGGCAAAGGGGCAAGCCAGGAAGCUGAGAAGGAUGCGGGCGGACAAAGAGGCCGAGACUCGCUGUGGGAGGAUGACUUUGAGGAGCCUAGUGUUUCCGACGAGGUUGUGGCUGCUCAGUCAGCUGCGGCACGGGAUGCAGAGGAAGUGAAUGCAAGAUCAGCAAGCGAGGCUUCUCUAGGUAAGGCGCAGUCCUCUAUAGCAACUGCGCCAGAUGAACCUGUUCCGGAGGAUGAUUAUGGCUCAGACUUCGAGGAACCUGCAGCGGCCAAGCCAGAGCCGGCUUUGAAGCCACAGCCGGCUUUCAAGCCAGAGCCGACUUUGAAGCCAGAGCCGGCUUUCAAGUCAGAGCCGGCUUUCAAGUCAGAGCCGGCUUUCAAGUCAGAGCCGGCUUUCAAGCCAGAAGUCGAUGGAGACAAUGGUGGUGUGACGUUGGCUGCAGCAUACGAGGCAGACUUUGAGGAUUUUGCUGAGGAUAGCCCUCGCAGUCCAACCGCAGACACCCUGCAGAAGGAAGCACAGGCAGGCAGUGUCGCCAGUGUGGGCAAAGGGGCAAGCCAGGAAGCUGAAAAGGAUGCGGGCGGACAAAGAGGCCGAGACUCGCUCUGGGAGGAUGACUUUGAGGAGCCUAGUGUUUCCGACGAGGUUGUGGCUGCUCAGUCAGCUGCGGCACGGGAUGCAGAGGAAGUGAAUGCAAGAUCAGCAAGCGAGGCUUCUCUAAGUAAGCCGCAGUCCUCUAUAGCAACGGCGCCAGAUGAAGCUAUCGUGGAGGAUGAUUAUGGCUCAGACUUUGAGGAACCUGCAGCUGCCAAGCCAGAGCCAGCUGCCCAGUCAGAAGUCAGGUCGGCAAGCGAGGCUUCUCCAAGUGCGGCGCAGUCUCCUAUAGCGACGGCGCCAGAUGAAGCUAUUGUGGAGGAUGAUUAUGGUUCAGACUUUGAGGAACCUGCAGCUACCAAGCCAGAGCCAGCUGCCCAGUCAGAAGUCAGGUCGGCAAGCGAGGCUUCUCCAAGUGCGGCGCAGUCUCCUAUAGCGAUGGCGCCAGAUGAAGCUAUUGUGGAGGAUGAUUAUGGGUCAGACUUUGAGGAACCUGCAGCUGCCAAGCCAGAGCCAGCUGCCCAGUCAGAAGUCAGGUCGGCAAGCGAGGCUUCUCCAAGUGCGGCGCAGUCCCCUAUGGCAACGGCGCCAGAUGAAGCUAUUGUGGAGGAUGAUUAUGGCUCAGACUUUGAGGAACCUGCAGCUGCCAAGCCAGAGCCAGCUGCCCAGUCAGAAGUCAGGUCGGCAAGCGAGGCUUCUCCAAGUGCAGCGCAGUCCCCUAUAGCAACAGCGCCAGAUGAAGCUAUUGUGGAGGAUGGUUAUGCGUCAGACUUUGAGGAACCUGCAGCUACCAAGCCAGAGCCAGCUGCCCAGUCAGAAGUCAGGUCGGCAAGCGAGGCUUCUCCAAGUGCAGCGCAGUCCCCUAUAGCAACAGCGCCAGAUGAAGCUAUUGUGGAGGAUGGUUAUGCGUCAGACUUUGAGGAACCUGCAGUACCAAGCCAGAGCCAGCUGCCCAGUCAGAAGUCAGGUCGGCAAGCGAGGCUUCUCCAAGUGCGGCGCAGUCCCCUAUAG
Molecule: messenger RNA, 2874 nt
Organism: Effrenium voratum
Lineage: Eukaryota; Dinophyceae; Suessiales; Symbiodiniaceae
Source: the annotation of a GenBank genome assembly